Molecule: messenger RNA, 930 nt
Organism: Liolophura sinensis
Lineage: Eukaryota; Metazoa; Mollusca; Polyplacophora; Chitonida; Chitonidae
Exons: 3
Coding region: 201-533 (110 amino acids)
Source: RefSeq, a predicted model, not a curated record
UGCCGCGGAUUAGGUUGCCAAGAGUCCGUUUGCCACGAAUCCGAAUCCGGACGCCUCGAAUCCGUUUGCCAAGAAUCCGCUUCCGAAGGGGAUGGGGUCGACGGAAGCGCCAGUCGGCAGAUCCUAGUUGUGAGGACCUGGAAAGCAAUGGAGAAACAGCUUGUCUGGUCUACGCGGCGCAGUGUUCUGUCUGUUCCGGAAUGGAUGAACCUGACGAACUGGUGUUACUUGAGAACGUGUGCGGCAAAGAUGUGACAGCCAUUUUCAGCAGCUUGCAAGCUAAAGAGGAAAGGCUUAUCAGAUUGGAAGAAAUAUUUGAUAUCACUAAUUCCAGUGUCUUCAGUAUCACUUCUAUCCAGUUUGACCCGUCCCAGUAUAAUGCUGAAUCCUUAGGAUACAACGCUGUCCGUGUAGGAUACUCUCUCCUAAGAACCUCCUACGUGGUCACCAUGAAGGAUCCGGUUAAUCCGACAAACCCUGUCGCCGCUAUCCCAGUCAUUUCACAACUCCUGUUUGAAGAGCUGGUAAAAUAAGUUUCAUGCUUACCGCAUAAAACCAGCUUAAAAUCUCACUACCAGUUCUGCCCGGUUUAGAAAGUAGUCCCAACUGGUAGAAAGUUUUUAAUUUUCUGUAGUUACUGUCAGACAUCUUAAUACUUAUACUUUCCAAAAGAUAAUUAGUCACUGUAAGAAAUCUUAUCACUUGUUCUUUUUAGUAGCUAAUUAGUUACUGUAAGAAAUCUUAUCACUUGUUAUUUUUAGUAGCUAAUUAGUUACUGUAAGAAAUCUUAUCACUUGUUCUUUUUAGUAGCUAAUUAGUUACUGUAAGAAAUCUUAUCACUUGUUCUUUUUAGUAGGUAACUAGUUACGGUAAAGCAUCUCAUUACUUGUCCCUUUCAAUAGCUAAUUAGUUACUGUCAGGCAUCUUAUU